AUGGCAUCUUGCGUCCGACCGCCGAGAAUGUUAAAAGCCGGUGAGGGCCAAGCGUUUCUGCAGAUGGCAUCGGGAAAUCUUGUGGAGGCGCUAAUUCGCCGAACUUUGUUGGAAGAUAACAUCCCCACGGACGAUCGCCCUUCAGCUGCCAAGGCAGGCAAGGGACCCAAGAGCGACCCAUGGGAGGUCGACAUCGACGACGAUGACGUCGAAGUGCGCGUGCCCAUCAUCAAGGGCAUCGAUACCAAGAAGUCAUCCUCCAAGACGACUCCUGGAAAAAAGGAGCCAGUCAGAUUGGACUCGGGGAGGAAAGUCAAGGAGGAAAGCAGGAAGGAGACGCUUCUCAAGGAGUGGAGGGAAGCAGAGAAAGAACAGGAACUACGCAGGAAGAAAAAUGCAGCUGUUUUGAACAAUGAGGAAAGAGACUCUAACGAUAACACGACCAAGAGAUUGAGUCCUAGCGAGGCAGGCAACACGUCGCCUGGAGCUCUUGGGGAAUCCCCCAUCAAACUCUCAAACUCCAAGGACAAGGGGAAGAGGAGUAACAGCAACAAGGGCAAGCAGGUCACACCUGACCAGCAACAAGCAACCCCAGGAAAGGAAGGUGGUGCAACUCCAAAGAAGGACAAGAGAGAUAAGACUGGGAGCAAGCGAAAGCUUGCUAAGUCCCCGAGAGAUUCCCCUGCCGCGGCAGGAGGAGAUCAUGACUCCAAGUAUCUGAGACUUGACAAGAACUCAAACACGUAUUGUGGUCGCAGAGACUCUUCUUCUUCAGAGAAAAGCGAAGUGAUUUCCCAGUCAGCUGAAAACAACACUAGUGCGGUCCGGUCGUCACCCUGUGGGUAUUGGGAGAACGGCAACGGACGCAGACCGAGCGAUGAUGAAGCUAGGCCCUUGGAACCGAAGCCGAAACGGCCGAAGCUUGUACCUGAGAUGUCUACAGGUCUCACCAUCGCUAGCAUGAUCGAGAAGACCCUUGAUGCGGGGCUUGGGGCGUCUCUGCGGGCGCCUAGGAUGACCCACGCACCCGCUGGGGCACCAGAGCUUCACCCGUUACCCCAUACGGAAUCCCGCGAUCCAGAGACCGCAUCUAAGAGACGAGACCACACACGUCACGAGGAGGAGGCCUCAGCCUUCGGUGUGGUGCCCAAACUCCACUGGGCGCUGAACGGCCAGCAAAAGACGAACUCCAAACCGGGCCAGGAUUUGGACCUGGGCGGUGCCUUCCCGUCAUCGCGCCCUCCGGCACACAAACCUCAAACAGCCGUCGCGCCGACCUCAGGCGUAGUCGUCAAUCAGCCGCAGCUCAUGCAACCCAUCUUCCCAGUAGGAGUUCCCAGGUUCAGUUCCUCUACUGCACCCAUCAAAAUCGACAUCCCCCGGUCCUGCCCCCUCCCCAGCAGCAGUUCAUCUCCCGGCUCACCCAAGGACAAUCCCCUGUUUUCCCCAAACCACAGUGACGGGUCGCUGUCAGCCAACCAGAGCGACAACGGUGCGACCAGUCCAGGCAACAUGGCGGACGGUUCCAACUCCUCCUCGGGAAACAAGAAGAAGAAACGAAAGCGAUGUGGUGUGUGCGAGCCAUGCAUGACCAAGCAGAACUGCGGCGACUGUUCGAGUUGUAAGAACCGGAGGACCGGUCAUCAGAUCUGCAAGAUGCGAAAAUGUGUGGAACUUCGCAAGAAAUCACAGGUUCCGGAGCUAACCAUGGAGGGCUCGACCAAUGGGAGCAGAGCUAAAGCAGGUCUCCCUCCCUUCCCGCAGCUGACAGCUCCACCCCCAAAGAAUGGCCCGAUUGAGAACCACAACUCGCCAACCGCCACCCUUCCCCAUCACAACAGUACAGCUCCAGACUUCACCAAAUCCGACACUUCCACAAGCGCGCCGCCGCCCCCUCCCAACAUGAACUGGGCCCCGCCUCCCCCCAUGGUGAACGGGUAUAGCAGUACCGAGGGCUACCCAAAGAUGAAUCACUAUCCACCCCCGGUGGAAAUGACGAAAGCUGCAGAGAGGGGAGGGGAGGGGUGGAGAGAUCAGAAUGAGGCGGGGAGCGAUGGAAUCAAGAAGGAGCAAGGUCUUGGGGAGACGGUAGGCAUCCCAGUCCCAGCCCAUCACCAUCAUCAUCAUCACCCCCAUGCCAAGUACGCCUUCGCUGCAUCCAGCAAGCCAGACAAUGCAACCACCUUAACUUCCUCAUCGGCGAAGGGUCCAAGCAGUUACCCAGUGGCACCCAUUGCAGCCACCAGCAAGCCCACAGGUAGCCCUUCCCCGCCAACACACGGACAGUACUUUGACAAGAAAGUACAGCUCCCCAGCACUGCUGCCGUCGCUGCCAAGGAAGCACCCAUGAUGAACAGUAACCACCCCCAUGCACGCCCGACCAGCAUUCAGUCCUACCCUUCGUUCACCUUCCCAACUCUAGGCUCAUCCAAACAGAGUGAUCCACCAACACCCACCAACCACACCCAUGACAGGGGCACACCUGACCACAAAACCAACAUUGCGACGACACCCGCAUCUCAAUCUCCGUCAUCGGAGAGAAAAGCUCUGUCUCCUGUAGACGCUGCAGAAUCCCUUCUCUCCCUAAGCUCCUCUAUGUCAGCCCGUCACUUCCCGUUCCCACCUGCCCACUUCUCAGGGAAUCAUGAGCAACGUGCACACGACCAGCGCCCCCAUGAACAGCGCCCCCAGGAACAGCGGCCUCACGAAAAGCGUCCACCCCCAGGCUUCCUUAGUAGUGGUCCUUCCUCAGAAUCUCCCUCGCCAUCCAUCUCCGCCGUUCCCUUUCCACCAAAAUCUGAACCUUCAGAAAAGAAACCCAAAUUGGACAAGCACCACAAGACAGACUCCAAGAGCAAACCCGACCACAAGCUCCCUAAGUCUGAGCUAAAUAGGCCAGGUGGGAUCACAUUACCUCCCAUGACCAUGACGGGUUUCCCUGGUCUACCAGUACCCGGCGUCAUGCCUUCCACCUCUCAGAGUGGUAUCUCGGCCUCUGCGGCCAUGAAAUCCUCUGGGAGGUCCCUCUACCCUCUGCCCAGUCAGACGCUCCUGGCAUCCUCGACGAAACACAGCACCAGCUCCGAGAUGGGGGAGGGCAAGGCAUUGGAAGACAAGGAGCUGACUCCUAGGAAGUUGACCCCAGCAGAGCUUCAUCGGAAGAUGCUUGAAGAAGACAUGAAAGAAGAAAUGCCUGAUUGUGGAUGCUUAGAGAAUGAUCGUGAUGAGGCACCGUAUUACACCCAUCUAGGAGCUGGUCGGUCGGUUGCAGCGGUCAGGGAACUCAUGGAGAAAAGGUAUGGCCAGAAAGGGAACUGCAUUCGGUUGGAGAAGCUGGUCUUCUCUGGAAAGGAAGGCAAGAGCUCCAUGGGAUGCCCCAUCGCUAAAUGGAUCUUGAGACGUUCCGGACCAGAAGAGAAGCUCUUGGUUCUGGUACGGAAUCGGCCAGGACAUCAUUGCGAAACGGCCUACAUUGUCAUAGCAACCGUUGCCUGGGAGGGCUGUCUCCGUAAAGACGCAGACAGCUUGUAUGACUUAUUGACCAAUACGUUACCCUGUGGGGCAAUCCCGACGGUACGCAGAUGUGCAGUCAACGAAGAAAAGACGUGCGCCUGUCAGGGUUUUGACCCGGAGUCCUGUGGCGCCUCGUUUUCCUUCGGCUGCUCCUGGUCCAUGUACUACAACAGCUGCAAGUUUGCUCGCAGCAAAAUACCAAAGAAGUUCAAACUGCAGGACAAUUCUGACUCGGAAAAGGAGGAAAUGUUGGAGAACAAGUUACAGUGCCUCGCAACGGAAAUCUCUCCUCUCUACCGACAGUUGGCGCCGGAUUCCUUCAGAAAUCAGGUUUUGUUUGAGAAGAUGGGAUCUGAGUGCCGGCUCGGUCGGGGUGAGGGCAGACCGUUUUCUGGCGUUACGGCGUGCAUGGACUUCUGUGCUCAUGCCCACAGGGACCAACAGAACAUGAACAACGGUUGCACAGUGGUGGUGACUUUAACAAAAGAUGAGAUUCGUGACCGGGUUCCGGAGCCAGGCGACGAGCAGCUCCACGUCUUGCCCCUCUACUACCUAGACAACACGGAUGAGACUGGCAGCGUGGAGGGUCAACAGGAGAAGGUCCGACAGGGCUCCAUCGAGGUCCUUACCCACUACCGGCACAAGUCCCGACUCCGUCCCAAACAGGACCCUGUCAUCCCAAAGGGGGCACAAGUCCGCACCAGUCGGCAUGGUGAUAAGAAUAGCCCGAGUCGAGGUAAGGCUGCAGCAGCAGCAGCUGCAGCUGCUGCAGCGGCCCGAUCAGCGACACCCCAGAGUACCAACCAUCAUCAAAAUAAUCAUAGUGCAAGUUCUGGUUACACACCGGGGAAAGAUUCUGAUGCUAAGGUAUCAUCUAAGAGUAGUAAGGAGCUGCCAUCAUCUACGAGCUCUACUGCAUCGUCGCAAUCUCAGGCACAGGCACAAGCACAAGCACAGGCACAGGUCAUGCAGAUCCCGCCCCACCUGUGGGCCCAUUAUCAGCAGAGCGUGGAGCAGUUCCGGGCAGCUUGGCCAGGUGUGGAGCUGACACCAAGUGGCUUUGCGGCGGCAGCAGGACUUAGGCCGGAGAUGCAUAGCCUGCAUCCGAUGAUGUAUGAGAGCAUGCAACGGGAUGCCAUGAAUGCAGCGGCAGCCGCGCAAGCUGCAGCGUUGCACCCAGACUGGGCCCGCAUGUACCCCCACCAGGCCCGGAUGUUCCUUCCUCCUUACGCCCACCCAGGCAUGGUGGGGAUAGCCACCCAUGAACAGCUCCAACAGAACCCUGCUCUAGCCCGUUUUAUGAGCCAAUACGGCAACGAUCCGUACAUGGCUGGUGUUGCACAUGCCUACAUGCGGUACCCACACUACCCAGGAAUCUCCAUGGAAGAUGUCAAACCUGAUAUGAACCAGUUAAGUAACCUGAUGAAAGCGUCCGGCAGGACUGAACGGGAUGCGCUGUACAGCGCCUACGGUAUGAAGUAUGGAUCGCAGCAUCCUGCUGCAGCACCUGCUACUGGCUAUGGCAGCUCCCGAAAUGACCAAAUGGAUUUAGGCAGAGACCAUCACACACCCAGACCAAGCACCACCUCAACAGAGUCCAAGUACACCCAGAACCUACACCCUAAUGGACUGCGGCAGGAUCUUAGUCACCAUCCACCUGCCAGCCAAAGCGGCCACAAGGAUGGUAUUUGGCGUCCACCAGUCUUUCAGAACAGCCCAUCACGGGAGAGCACCCCAUCCCAAGAGCAUCUAAGCUACCCCAACCAGGGGACUCCACCUUACGGCUCGGCAUUCCACGAUCGUGCUAAGACCCAAGGUGAUCAAAGGAGUCCCUACCAGCCGGAAGGCAGCCAUCAACACAGAGACUAUCCCAGCUUCGGUCAUCGUGAUGGCACCUCUUCCUCUCAGAGCAGACAAGAUCCAUCAAGGAAUUCCUCAGAAGCCAGGCAGUAUACCACACACCAACAGCAGCAACCUCACCAGGAGCACAGCGGCGCCCGCCGGGACCUCUCCCAGAGCUAUCCAACCCAAGACACCAAACAGUACCCAAGGAUUCACGAAGCCUCAAACUCCUCAACUCCCUCCCAGCACCAACAGCAGCAGCAGCAGCAUGAAAAGUCCAAAACGAUAGCAGAGCAUCUCCGCAUGAUGGAGGCAUCGGGGUCCAACCCCAGUACCCCUGUUGCAUCAGCCCUACUACCUCAGCCCUCUCCGAAGCCUGAGGAGCCCCAGGAGAUUGAGUGCACCUCAGACAGUGAGGAAUGCUUCCGAGAUCCUACCAUCGGAGGGGUGGCCGUCGCGCUCCCUCACGGCUCCAUCCUGUUCGAAGCCGCUAAACGGGAGCUCCAUGCCACCACAUCAGUCCGUAGGCCACAUCGACAGAAGCCCACCCGCAUCAGCUUAGUUUUCUACCAACAUAAGCACAUGAACUUCCGUAACCACGGGUUAGAGGAGUACGAGCGCAAGAUGCAAGCCAGACAGGAUGAAGCAGAAGAGACCGCGAGACUCAACGGGGAAACACCGCCCCCUCCGCGUAAAGGUCGCAAACGACGCCUCUCGGCCAGCGAUGACACGGUCAUCCCCGACAAAACCAAGCUACAGUCAAACCUGCCUUUCUGGCCCGCCCACAGAGAACACCCGCCUGGCUUAAUGACGGCGCCGACGAAUCCCAUAGCGCAUGCGCGCAUCUCGGAUAUGGCGGCUGGACCCCCGCAAUGGCCGCUGGCCGCGGGCGUCCGCCCCCCACAGGUUUGACUGUAGUGUUGUCACACUCGUACUCGCUCUUUCUCACAGUAACAUUGUCCCUACUCAAAGUUUACUCAACUCUCAGCCAUGAGCUUCGUACUUCGGUACCCUUUACUCACUCCACAACUCUUACUGAUACAAUCAUAGCCAAGUAUUCUUACCUACCAUACUUGAGUGUACUAGCUUUUUGUUUGAGUUGAGGUCAAGUCAAUCACAAGUCAAGUUACUCGUAACACGGAAUGACACAGUUCAUUUGCAGAGCUUAGCUCAGUACUGGAGGCUGAAUGAAUUGUGAUGUACUUGCCCUCAUCUCUGCUUUUUGCUUGUCGCAAUGUGAGUACAUGUACUUGAGUAUUCAUACUCAUCGCAGUGUUUUGACUAGCGAAUGUUAUCACUUUUGAUUCGCACGUGAGCCCUUUUCUGACCACAUUCACACCUGUUGAACAAUACUUUUCUGACCUGCGUUACAAACAUUCCAGUACACUCACAUAGUUCAGCUUACGCUGUGUUAUUAAGGGAACCGUGCAAAGCGAAAUGCUGCCGAAGUUAUUUUCUGCUGUGGCUUGUGUGUGUGUUUGCCAGCAUUUCUGUUCUACUUUAGCCUGAAUCAGUGUGUUUUGUUUUGUUUGGACUCUUCUUGAUUAGUUUGUGUGUUUUCUGUUUGAUGGUCUUGUCAUCUGACUAGCAAGAAUAAUGAGCAUUGCAUGAACUUUUUUGUUGUUGCAAAGUUUGAUCAUAAAUGUAGCAUGUCUGUUACAAUUGUGGUAAGCAUAUGAUGACCUAGGGCCCAGACACAAAUACAGAUCAGUAAGAACCAUGUAGAAAUCUGGCAGGGACUGUGUAGCAAGUUUUUGUAGGCAGAUAAAAAAACCUGUUAUCAUCAGGAACCUAGCUCAAACUGUUGUACUUCAGUUGCUCAAAGUUGCACAGAAAUUAUUGUUGGAAGUCUAGGUGUAGUUAAUUCUGAAGUGAGGUUUAGAAAAAACUACAGCAAAACAAUAUCAAAGUAAAGAAAUUUGGACUACACAAUUGCUUCAUUAAUUUCGCUCAAAUCAAAUGUUCCCUUCCAUUGUUGUCCCAAUAACAAUCAUUCAAAAUCAGGAAAAAUUAUUAAUCAUUAUUUUAUCACAGAACACCUGUAGUUCUUAUUAAGUAGAGAAUAUUUUAGCAGACAUUCAGCUAGCCAAAUUUUUAUAUGCAUCGAUACCUCAUGAUUACUAAGUACUUUCUAAUGGUGCUCGAAGCUGUCGAUAUUUUCUAAGAACUGUAAAAGUUAGAAAGAUAUCCAACAAACUGGCUUAACCUCCGGUUUAUGAAAUAAUCAUGCCCUUUCAGUAUUUUUCAUGGAAAGUAUGUAGAAACAAAACCAGAAAAAUUGUGAAUUCCCAUUUUUUUUGUCAAUUGUGGAAUAGUUCCAAUUUGUCGUGAUUAAGGGCGGGGCUAAAUUAAAAUUGUAAUUUGUACAAAUCUACAAUUUUGAUUUACAAAAUAAUGAAAUUAAUUUGAACAUAAGUUGAAUUGCUUUAAUUUGCAACUUUAGAAAGCUUGUCAUAAACUUUCAUUAGGUUUUGGGAUAGGCAGUCUAAAGGAUGUACUGGAUUUUAAAUGAGUACAUGUAUAUUCAAUUUUAUUUUCAUUUUUGAAAAUCGCACGUUUGAUUUGCAUAGUGUCCAAAGAGUUGCAGAUGCUCUAGCACUAUUGGUCCAUUACUGUGAAGUGUUAUUCAACUUAUGAAUAUGUAUAUUUUCAGCUGACCAAUGAGCAGCCAGUCAGUCUCCAUAUGAUACAAAUGUGCCAUUUGAUUGGACCAAGGGGUGGUAUGUUAAUCUGUCUGCUGGGUGUUACAUUGUAUUUGUUUCUCCCAUGUAAUUCUGUAUUAAUUAAAAUACAACUGAAAUGAUCUUGCGAAUUAUCAAUUACAGUAACAAUUAUUGAAUAAUAAUUUGUGUUUUUGUUUCGUAGAAACACUUGUCAAGAUGUACAAUAUUGGUAAUCAAAGUAGGGGCAAUUAUGACUAAGUUAUAGUGUAAAGUGUGUGAGUAGAGAUAUAGUUUUAAAUGUUUGUGCUUUCUUUUUUUAAGUUAUUUUUAAAGUUUUGUUUUUAGACUGAAGAAAAUUCUGCAUUUUAUAAAAUUUGCAUUUGAACAUUUCCAGUCAAGUUCUCAUCAAGCAAACGACCGGAAUUACUUUUAGUAACUCAAAGAGUUUGCAAGGUAAACUACAAGACUUGUUUUUAAUGUAGAGAAUGUAUAUAUUUUCAAGAAAAAAAAUUGAAGUGUUUCAGAUGAACUCUUAAAGUUCUGAUGUUUGGUAAAAUCAGUGGAACUUCUCCAUGUUUUAAUUCUGUCUCUGAAUUUUACAUGUAAAAUCGAGGAAUCAAUUCUUUUAGAAAAUUUUAAUCAAUUUUAGAAGGGAUACAUUAAUGUAUGAGCGCUCUUUUAUGUAAAUUGAAGACAUUUAGAAUAUUACAUUGUAAAUUUGUCCCAGUAGCCUAAAUUGUACAUAUGUAAAUUUUUAAAGACAAAAAUAAUAACUCCAAACCGACGUAAUUUGUGGACCGGACUUGGAGAGGAAAUAUGUAUAUAUUUAAAACAAAAAAAACAAAAAAAAAUAAUAAUUAAACCAAUGAAUUUGAUUCUUGAUACAUGUGUAUAAACUGAUUGUCCAGUUCUAGCAAAUUGUGUUUGAGACAUUUUGAAGAAGUAUGUAUUGGUCUUGCUGCAUUUUCUAAUCAAUUUGAAUGGUUUUAAACUGUAUAACAUGAACUGUUCAGGCAGUUUGGAGCAAAAGAAAAGUUUGCUGCAUAACAUGACACAAAGUUUCAACUGAUAUCUUGUUCCAAUUCAAAUCUUGAUUGUAUCGGAUUUGCUUUUCAGCAAUUGAAAGUUAGUAUUACAGGUAUAGCUACUGGUAGUACAGUGCUGUACAUGAAGAACAUUUUUGGAGAAAAAAGAUCACUCGCUGUUUACUGUAUUCUGUAUUGUACAGUGCAUACAGUCGGGCAUAAUCGUCAUUGCAAAAGAAACUACUGCAGCAAACUAAUGUAUAUUUUUGUGAGUUUCAAAAAUAGAGGAGCCAUUUUAUUAAAAUAAUUUCAAACUUAUUGAAUUCUGAAGAAUGAAAUUACCAACUUUAAAUUGUAAACCAGUGUAAGUGUGUACAUUUUUUUUUCCUCAUGCAAUUUAUAUAAAAAGAAAAUGACUUCUCGUAAGAAUUUAGUCACUGGAUGAGUUCUUUGGAUUUUAGUGCGAUUUCAUUUUCGCAGUGUGUGGAGAUGUGUUUUAUAAUAAUACUUAAUGGUAUGUGCAAGAGUUUUAGACUACAUGUGCCAUGGACAGAUCGUAGACAAAAAUUGGAGGAGUGGUGUAUCGUAAUUAUCUUGUCUUUUUGUACAACGGAAAAGAGAAAUAUUUCAGUAGUGGCACUUUGGCUGUUGAAUGCAAAAAAAAACAAACCAAUAGCUAUCUUUGUUGACCAAAAACAUACUACUUUUCCGAGUAGGUUAAAUGGUAUUUAGCCUGUGCUUCAUCGAAAGUUUUUCACUGAAAUGUCUCCGUCUGUUAUACGCUUGGGUGAGAUUUGUCAUCAUGCCUGUGGUGUGUGUAUAGAUAUAGAGGGCAGUCUUAUGAUUUACCCAACUCUGUGAUUUUUUUUUUAUAGAAUUCGCCACAAUUUUUUUUUCAGCUGUACAAAAUCGAAAAUGCUUCUUAUUUCUUUGUUAUAGGACAUGUGAAAUCUUGUUCCUUAAAUAAAAACAAUAAUUAGAGAUCACAAAUGUCUCUAAGAUGUCAAAAAA
Molecule: messenger RNA, 10054 nt
Organism: Patiria miniata (bat star)
Lineage: Eukaryota; Metazoa; Echinodermata; Asteroidea; Valvatida; Asterinidae
Exons: 12
Coding region: 1-6267 (2088 amino acids)
Biological process (GO): positive regulation of transcription by RNA polymerase II; oxidative demethylation
Cellular component (GO): nucleus
Molecular function (GO): DNA binding; DNA 5-methylcytosine dioxygenase activity; zinc ion binding
Source: RefSeq, a predicted model, not a curated record